AUGCUCACCCAAGUGGCCCGAGUCUCCAGGCAUGCUAUAGCAAUAGCAAGAGCAGGAGCACCACACCUCGAACCGGCGGAGAUCCUCCAUCUGUGCGGAGGAUGUAGCCGAUCCACGAGUGCGCGGGUGCGAUCUGUCUCGCUGAUCUCUCUCCCACUACGACUACCGCCACGACCUCAUCAUCACAACCACCACCACGGCCGUCAAUCCCACCACCACUGCUGUAUCCGUCAAGACAAACGCCCAUCCAGCGUCCGGCCAUUUUCCAUCUCAGCCCGCCUCAACCCUCGCUACCUAAUCUCCGAAGGCCGCACGACCAGCCCGCCGGACAAAGAACCAGAAGAACCAGCCUCGCUACGAGCGUCGCCAUUCUACCUCGAGACGGGGUAUUCGAUAUUCGCGAAACGACCGUCCCGACCAUUCCCCCCGCCGUUCGUGUCCCUCCCGUCCGGCUCCUUUUCCGACCCUCUGACCACGCACAAUGUCUCUCGCGGCCGCCGACCCUACGUCAACGGCGAGCCCGUCCGGGGAAUCACGAACGGCGACGACGCCAUCAUCAUCGCAGACAAGACCUUCCUAGCUGUCAACGACGGCGUGGGCGCAUGGGCACUGAAAGACCGAGGUCACGCCGCUCUAUGGUCACGUCUGAUCGCGCACUUCUGGGCCCGCGAGGUCAUGAAGACUUUUGAGAACGCCGAUAGCAAGGGCGAGGACGUCGACCUGGCCGAUCUGAACCCAAUCCAGAAUCUCGAGGUGGCUUAUAACGAGACCAAAGCGGCGUUGAAAGGCGGCUUGUUGAAACCACAACAGGACGGAGACCAGCGUGACAAUCAAAAUCAAACAGCGGACGAGUCAAAGUCUCAAGAGUCUAUUUCUGCCCGAACUUCCAAGGAGAAAGAGAAAGAGAAAGAAAAAGAGAAAUCCGAUGCGAACGAUAUCCUGGGGACCACCACAGCCUCGUCAGCACUCUUACACUACCGACGUCCUUCCUCUGGCUCUGCCUCUUCCAAAUCACCAACACCCGUCAUCCUCGCCACAACACUCGGCGACUGCAAAGUCCUCGUGAUCCGCCCGUCGUCCAACACCGUACUGUACCACUCGACCGAGCAAUGGCACUGGUUCGACUGUCCGCGCCAGCUGGGCACCAACUCGCCCGACACGCCGCUCGGCAACGCCGUGACCGACACGGUCGACAUCCAAGUCGGCGACGUCGUGCUAGUCCUCAGCGACGGCGUCACCGACAACCUGUGGGAACACGAGAUCUGCCACACCGUCAGCGCCAGCAUGCAGAAGUGGCAGGCCGGCGACGACGACGCCAAGGACGGGCCCGUCUACGUCGCCCGCACCUUGAUGAAUGCUGCACGGGAGAUCGCCCAGGAUCCCAAUGCCGAGUCGCCGUACAUGGAGCGCGCGUUUGACGAAGGCAUCGCCGCCGAGGGGGGGAAGUUGGAUGACAUCUCCGUCGUGCUGGGCGUGUGUCGCGCCAGAAACUUGAAUCAAGAGAUGUGA
This is a messenger RNA of Capronia coronata CBS 617.96, 1509 nucleotides long. RefSeq lists its product as uncharacterized. The transcript has a single exon. The record is from RefSeq and is a predicted model, not a curated record. Bases 1 to 1509 code for a protein of 502 amino acids. Lineage: Eukaryota; Fungi; Ascomycota; Eurotiomycetes; Chaetothyriales; Herpotrichiellaceae.